Messenger RNA from Owenia fusiformis, 608 nucleotides. The record is from the annotation of a GenBank genome assembly. NCBI's taxonomy places the organism in Eukaryota, Metazoa, Annelida, Polychaeta, Sabellida, Oweniidae.
CCAUUUUGCUUUGUGUAAUAUGUGAACUACGUCAUCAAUUUAUGUACCCCUCUCUAGCAAAUCUGAUGACGUUUUACGCACGAACACUUGUCAGAUGGCUACACUAACAACAAUAAUUUAUCAUGGAAGCUAAAUAGCCUGUGUAUUACUUGAGAAUGUGGACGAAUAAACUUUAUGAGAGAUGAUGCAGGUGAUGAAACUUCAGUGCAUUUUACUGUUGUUGAUUUUCCUAUUUGUCACAAUUAACUCCAGACCUUCCAAAGAUAGAAGUAUAACAGCGUUGAAAAACUUGUUCAUGAGAGAUCUGAAAUGGAAACCAUCAGAUCAUCCAGGGGUUAGGGAGAAAAGACAAAGUAGCUGGUGGGAUGAAGAGACCACUAUUGACCCUGAGGAUUUCACACCUCAACAAAUACAUCUUUCCCUUGGAGAUGAUGCAUCAGAAAUGGUGGUCAUGUUUGCAACAGUUGCAGAUGGAUCUGAUCCUCCAAUAGUUAGAUAUGGCAUAUCCCCCAACAACUACAGCCUGGAAGCCCAAGGGGGGAGUGAGGAGUUCUAUAAUGGCAAUAGCCGGGGUGUGCACAACCAUCAUAGAGUAAAACUACAUGUAA